GAAUGUGGAGGGAGGGAGCUACACGAUGACCUCAGACGGACGUUUGGGGUCAAGGUUUGUAGGAAAUGCGAGCGCAAGUUCCCAGAAAAGUACUCGUUGUUGACCAAGACGGAGGUGAAGGAGGUGCGUAGCGGCGUGAUCAGGAGAGACGACGUUGCAUCGCCCGACUGACUGUAUUAUAUCCUUCCGUCCUCUGUGCCGCCAGGACUACCUCCUCACCGACUCCGAGCUACGGGAUAGCGAGCUCCUCCCGCACAUGCUCAAAGCCAACCCGCACAAGCGCACAUACUCGAACAUGAUGCUCUUUCUCCGCUGCCAAGUCGAGGACUACGCAUUCGGCCCCGCCAAGUGGGGCUCUGAGCGCGGAUUGGACGAAGAAUUCGAGAGACGUGCAGAUGUCAAGAGCGCAAAGAGGGGCAAAAAGUUCUUGGAGGGGCUGAGGGAGCUUCGCAAGCGUACGAGGGAUAAUGUGUGGCAGCAGCGGAGGGAUGAGGAACAUCGCCAUGAGUAUGAGGACGUGGAACCUGAUGGCGGGGAGGAAGAUGAGGAGGGGGUGCAGACGCAGGUCUGCAAGGGGUGUGGGCACGUCAUUCAGGUCGAGGUUUUCUAGCAAGGGGGUGUGGGCAAUGCAUUGCUUGCACAAAAGUAGAGGAGGCUGGUGGCGCCGCAUUACCGCAGCACCGGCGCCCUGACAAAUCUGUUGAAGACGAGACGAAAUCAAGGUCAGCUUCUCCAGUCUCUCUUCAACCAAAUUCUCGCAAGGCGCGCACUUACGUAGCAUCAAUCUGCUUGACCUGUGGCAAGGCCAGCUGGACCUUCCGUCUAUACGCACUCCCCUCCGCUCUAGUGAAGGGGUUGCCCUCCAAAUAAAC
Messenger RNA from Jaminaea rosea, 872 nucleotides. RefSeq lists its product as hypothetical. Gene Ontology annotation, molecular function: damaged DNA binding. The record is from RefSeq and is a predicted model, not a curated record. Bases 257 to 610 code for a protein of 117 amino acids. Gene Ontology annotation, cellular component: nucleotide-excision repair factor 1 complex. Gene Ontology annotation, biological process: UV-damage excision repair; nucleotide-excision repair, DNA damage recognition; base-excision repair. NCBI's taxonomy places the organism in Eukaryota, Fungi, Basidiomycota, Exobasidiomycetes, Microstromatales. The transcript has a single exon.